AUGUCAUUACCAGGUACGAUGAAAGCAGCAGUGACUGAAGGCGACAGUGUCGUCGUUAAAAGCGGUGUUCCUGUACCACCAGUUGGUGACGAAGGAAUUUUAGUCAAGGUGCAAGCAGUUGCUGGUAACCCAACAGACUGGAAACAUGCGACAUACAAAAUUGGCCCGCAGGGAUCCAUUGUCGGUUGUGAUGUAGCGGGUAAAGUUGUCAAAGUGGGUCGUAACGUGAAAAACUUCAAAGUUGGGGACGAGAUAUAUAGUGUUGUUCACGGUUCCUCGGUCAAGCAUCCAGAGAACGGUGCAUUCGCGGACUAUUCAGUUUUGGACAGUAAUAUAUCGCUGAAGGUUCCAAGCGGUGCCACACUGGGCGGCAAGGAAUUCAUCCCCGCGGGUCCAGUGAGAUCUAUUGAGGCAGCUGCUUCGCUGCCUGUUUCCCUCUUUACCGCAGGCCAAAUUUUAACCUAUAACAUGGGUUUGAAAAGGGAAUGGGAGCCUGCAAAACCGCAGCACGACUAUCCGUUGUUAGUUUGGGGUGGAGCAACAGCUGUGGGACAGUUAACUAUUCAACUCGCCAAAAAAAUGAACGGUUUCACUAAGAUCAUUGCUGUCGCCUCUAAAAAGCACGAAAAAACCUUGAAAAGCUAUGGGGUAGACGAACUAUUCGACUAUCAUGAUUCAGACGUUAUUGAACAAAUAAAAAAGACGUACGACUACUUGCCUCAGUUGCUGGAUGCCGUAUCUGCGCCUGAAAGCUUCACUCAAGUUUACAAACUAGGUUCAAAAGAUGCUCCUACAACUCUGUUACAGUUAACAACCAUGAACGAGGAAAUCAUCAAACCGGAAGAAAGAAAUCCAAACGUCAAGGUUGAAGGUACAAUGCUCUACUCCGUCACUGGGCUUGAAGUGCCAUUUGGUAACAUGACAAUACCAGCUAACCCUCAAUACAGACAGACAGCCAUCGAUUUCAUACAGUUCAUUGAGCCAAAAAUCAACAACGGUGAAAUUUAUCACAUACCACUUCAAACUUUCAAAGGUUUGGACGCCGUUCCCGACAUGUUGAAUGACAUCAAACAGGGUAAGAAUUCAAAUGUUAAAUAUGUGGCAUUGUUUUAG
Molecule: messenger RNA, 1113 nt
Organism: Zygotorulaspora mrakii
Lineage: Eukaryota; Fungi; Ascomycota; Saccharomycetes; Saccharomycetales; Saccharomycetaceae
Exons: 1
Coding region: 1-1113 (370 amino acids)
Molecular function (GO): oxidoreductase activity, acting on NAD(P)H
Source: RefSeq, a predicted model, not a curated record